Messenger RNA from Branchiostoma belcheri (Belcher's lancelet), 1587 nucleotides. Its product is annotated as WAG22 antigen-like. Lineage: Eukaryota; Metazoa; Chordata; Leptocardii; Amphioxiformes; Branchiostomatidae. The record is from RefSeq and is a predicted model, not a curated record.
AUGCCCCGGCAGAAGGCCCUCCCGCGGGAGGUUUCCAUGCAAGGUGAGGACCCGGCGUACGUGACGCCGAACGACGCACGCGGAGAACCGGUUUACGUCAACCCGUCAGGUGAUCUGGCUGACGCCGAAAACGUCAUCUAUGAACGCUCCGCAGGUGACCAGCCGAGGUACAUGACUUUGAAAGUUGAUGCUUCAGAAGGGAUGAAGACCGCCCGUGAAGUCGGGGAAGGUUCUGAGCAGCCUCCGGUUGAAGCAGAUGUUCUUGCCGCAGGGGAUUCUGGGAUUCUCAAACGCCUGUACCAACGCAUGACGGCCCUGGAAAAAGACUUCCGGACAAUUUCGAUCACCCUGGGUCUGAUGUACCUGGUCAGCCUGGCCCUGGUCAUCUACAUCACAGGUGAGUCAUCUACAUCACAGGUGAGCUACCAACCCAGCAGCCAGCCCGCCCGACAGCCGAGCCGGGCAGAGGAAAUUCUGACCGUCCCGAAGGAGGUUUUGCCGCUUCUUAAGUUCCUUGCAGGAGAGUUGGGUGGGACCGGGGAGACCUGGCAGCGACCCGGGAAGACCUGGGAGCGACCCGGGGGCGUGUCCGGGGAGACCUGGCAGCUACCAGGGGGCGGGCAGACCAACGCUUCCCGCGACCCGCCAACUACCCCGAACAGCCUGAAGGAUACUGGAUUCGUGACUGCCAGGUUCACCACCCUCGGCGCGACCGGCCGUGCAGGCCCGACCAGCCUGGGUGCCCACUACCGCGGACAGGACCACGAGAAGCUGGUGACCUUACAGGACGGGAUCCAGCUCUUCACCGUGCCUGAGACGGGAGACUACAGGAUUGAAGUUGCAGGUGCCGCAGGAGGCUGGGAUUCCGUCAACGAUAACAAGGAUAACCGGGGCUAUGGUGCCAUGAUGAUGGGAACCUUCAAACUACACAAAGGAGAGGUGCUGAAGAUUCUGAUUGGGCAGGAAACCAUGACCAAAGGCGGCCUUUCUUCCGGGGGAGGCGGCGGGACGUUCGUGGCGAGGUUUAACAACACCCCCCUCAUCAUCGCGGGAGGGGGAGGGGGGAUGCAGUGGUUGCACCGGCAGUAUGCUUCGUGCGACGGGACGACGCUAACGUCCGGCCAGAGGAGUUAUUUAGGCGUGAAAGGCCGGGUGGGGAAUGUAAGUGACGAGGUGAACGCGGGAGGGUCUGAGGGGCACGGGGCGACAGACGGGAAGGGGAACGUAGGCGGGGGCGGAGGCGGCUUCUACACUAACGGCGGCAGCGGGCGGCAGUUUGGGUCCGGGUCUUGGAGAAACGGCGGGGAGGGGGGGUACGCGUUUGUGAACGGGGGUAAGGGAGGGAGGGGCGGGAUAGGUUAUAAUACUGACGGGCCAGAGGGGGGGUUUGGUGGCGGAGGGGGGGCCUUCGCGCCAGGUAAGGGGUCAGGAGGAGGAGGGGGGUACUCCGGAGGGGGGAGGGGACAAUCAGGACUCUGCGAAUGCGGAGGAGGAGGAGGCUCCUUCAAUAAUGGCACGGAAAAAAGUGGCCGGAAUGGAAAAAACGACGGGCCUGGUUACGCAGUGAUCGUGAGGCUGUUUGACUGA